Molecule: messenger RNA, 4867 nt
Organism: Zingiber officinale
Lineage: Eukaryota; Viridiplantae; Streptophyta; Magnoliopsida; Zingiberales; Zingiberaceae
Exons: 3
Coding region: 269-4315 (1348 amino acids)
Source: RefSeq, a predicted model, not a curated record
CUCUCGCUUUUGAACCUUUCCUCUUCCAGGCUCGGUCGUCCAAUCCGGGGGUAGACGUGAGGAAGCAAGGCAGGCUUUUGUUUCGCUUUUCCGCCUCGUUGGGAAUCGCCCUCCUCGUUUCUCAUCUGAUUAGGGUUCUUCUCCUUGAUCUCACUUGGCUGCUCAAGUUAAUUUAUUGCUUCGAUCGCCGGAUCCUGGUCCUUUUGGCAUAGCAAGACCUGAAUUUGAUCGCCCCGUCGUGAUUAUUGCAAAAGAGAAGAAAAAAUACAUGGCGACCUGCAGAAAAGAAAUCGGAGCAUCUUUUGGAAGAUUAACUAUGUCAUGCAUCCGAACUACCUAUAGAUCUGCUUGUCGUCAUCCUUUUGUGUUUGGUGCAAUGUUUUUCUUGCUUGCAUUGUACAGAUUUUCUCCUUUUCUGUUUGCUUUCUUGUUUUCAUCUACUCCUGUCAUUGCGUGCACGACUGUUCUUCUUGGACUGCUUCUAAGCUUUGGAGAACCAAAUAUUCCUGAAAUCGAGGAAGAGGAGAAAAACUUUCAUGAAAUGUUUUCUACUGAAAUUCGGAGCCCUACUGAUUAUGUUUAUGUCAAGGAUGAUAAAUUAAUUGUUGAGGGCCUUGUGGAGAAUAGAAAUUACAAUGAGGAAAUUGCCACCACAGAGGCAAUUCUAUGUGGAGAAAAAGCCAAUGCAGAUGAGAGUAUCUAUCCUGCAUCAGAUGGAGAUGAAGAUCUUGAUACUACAACGGAGACAAAAUCAUUAGAUGAGGAAUUAAAGAAAAGGAAUUUUUCUAAGGACAAAGGGAUUCAGGUAGAAGAAAUUCUAGGGCAAGAGGGUUCCAAUGACAAAGAUAAUGGCAUCGAAAAGGUGGCUACAGGUGUAGCUGAGACUGAUGAAAGUACAAGUUAUUUUGGUGUGACAGAUAAACUAGCAAGCAAGAGCCUUAAGUUGGAGAAUGGUGAACCCUCAUCACGGUACCAUUUAGACCCUUCUAUUGGAUUGCCAUGGCUUUCAAUUGAAGAUCAAAAAGCCCCUACAGAUACUGAUUCUGAUAGGUCAGAGAAUUCCUCUCCAGAUGCUUCCGCAGCUGACAUUAUUCUGAUGCUUGAUGAGCUUCACCCUCUUUUAAAUUCUGAACAUGCUCAGCAUGAUUCUAAUUCGAAGCUGGAUGUAGCCUCUGAAGCAUCAUCACUUGACGAAAUUGAUGCCCUCAGUACAGAUGAAGAAGCUCAAAACCAUGGGGAGGAGGAGGAUGAUGAAGCACCGGAGAAUGAUGAUGGGAUUGAAGCUGCCAUCAAAUGGACAGAAGAUGAUCAGAAGAAUGUCCUUGAUAUUGGCUCUUCCGAAUUAGAGAGGAAUCAGAGGUUAGAAAGUUUAAUUGCAAAACGGAAAGCGGGGAAGAAUCAGACACAUGUUAUGGACAGAAAUCUUAUUGACAUGGAUGGUAAUGAAUCUUUUCUCAGCAUGAAUGAAUCACACUAUGGUAUUCAUGUUCCACCAGUAUCAGCACCAAGAGGGAAUCCCUUUGAUAGUCCAUAUGAGUCAGAGGAAAUGAUGGGUUUACCACCAAUUCCAGGCUCUGCUCCAUCAUCCUUGUUACCAAGAAGAAAUCCUUUUGAUCUAUUCUACGACCAGCAAGAACAAGAUAAAAGCCUUACAGGUGAGAUUUGGGGUCAACAAGGUUUUGUCUCUGCCCCACAUCGUGAGGUUACAUUUAGAAGGAAUGAAACCUUUAGUUUGGGAAGAAGGCAGCGUCAACAAGAGACUCGACAUUCAAGACUGAAGCCCUAUUUUGAUGUUGAGAAGUUGGAUCCAGAGGGAGGUUCUAGUUUUCAAAGAGAAUUCAGUGACAUGAGUGAAUCGAGAGUAAGUUUCAUUUCAGAAUCUGAUGCACCCACAAAUCAGGAAGAUAGUAGAAAGCUAGAUGAACAAGAAUUCCAUGAUGAAACAGAAAUAUCAUCUCUUGCCAAACUUGAUCCUGAUAACAUGGAUCAUGCAAUUCAAACCUCGAAAGAAGUGGUUUUAGCUGAUAUUGCAGAAAAGAAAACUGAGCAUGCAUCUAGUGUUCCUGAGUUUGGUGGAGAUGAUAAGCUCAUUGUAGUGAAUGACCUAAUUGCUGGAGCUGGCGAAUAUAAUGUCACAGAAGCUGCAUCACAUUCAUUUGAAGGUGACAAUGGUGAAGGUCUUGACAGCAUUCCUUCAGUGAAUUUUGUUUUGGAAAAUGAAGCUCCUGAAUUAAGUUUAUCUGUGAAGCCAUUUGAGAAAACGACUGAAAGUUUGCACUCAGAUGUUCCACAGAUGAAGCUGAAAAUCAUAACUAGUUCUGAUGAGGAAUCCGAUGAGGUGUAUCCAAUUUCUUUUCAUACUAAUGGUAUGGAUGUGAACCUGCCAAUGAGGUUGGAUGAAAAUGAGUAUUCAAUCACAGAAGAACUUCCAUCUGAUCUUCGUGCAUCAGAGUUGGUAUUUCACAUGAAUGGGCAGUCUAAGGAUGUUAUCUCUGGUUCCUCAAAUUCCCUCAUGCAUGAAUCUGGAAAGUUUCAAGUUUCUGAAAGUAAGUCCACUCUGACUGCUGAGAAGCCAGACAACCAACCAUCUGGAGCUAGUUAUGAUAUACUUGCGGAAGUGAGUUUACAGAAUCCGGAGCAUCUAGCUAAGAAGUAUAUACAAUCAGAUAUGUCCUUUGUUGAAGCUAAAUCAGUUGAAGACAUAGCCUUGGCUUUUAGCCACCUUUCAGAAAGCACAAACGACAAAACCCUAGGACCAGUGGAAACCAUUGACAUUAUUGAGGAACCUUCAUAUCAUGAUGUCAGAGAGGGUACUUUAGAUGGUGUACUAGUUGCCAAGGAUGCACAAUCAGAUAUGUUAUUUGUUGAAGCAAAUUCUGUCGAAGACAUUGCGUUGGCUUUUAACCAGCUUUCAGAAGGCACAAGCAAUAAAGCCCCUGUACCAAUAGAAACCCCUGACAAUAUUCACGAGCCUGUAAACCAUGAGGUUCGACUGGAUAAUUUACAAGGUCAAGAAAAUCGAAUCGCAGAUACUAUACAAUCAGAUAUGUCCGUUGUUGAAGCAACUAUACAAUCAGAUAUGUCCAUUGUUGAAGCAAAAUCCGUGGAAGACAUAGCCUUGGCUUUUAGACAGCAUUCUGAAAGUGCGACCAAUAAAACCCCAGAAGUAGAAACCACAAAGAAUAUUCAGGAACCUAUAAGCCUUGAAGUCGGAGUCGAUAAUUUACAGGGUCCAGAGAAUCUAUUCACAAAUGAAAUGCAAACAGAUAUGUUUGUUAUUGAAGCAAAAUGUGUUGAAGACAAAGCCUUGGCUUUAAGCCAUUAUUCAGAUAGCAUUAGUGAUACGGGCCCAGAACCAGUGGAAACCAGUGAUAUUAUUCAGGAGCCUUUGAAUCAUGAAGCUGGAGAGGAUAAUUUACAUGAUGCAGAGAACCUAGUAGUAAAGAAUAUACAAUCUGAUAUGUUGGUUGUUGAAGCUAAUUCUGUUGAAGAUAUAGCCUUGGCCUUUAGACAGCAUUUAGAAAGCACAAGCAAUAUAACCCCAGAUAAUAUCCAUGAAUCUAUAAACUACGACGUCAGAGUGGAUAAUUUACAGGGUCCUGGGAAUCCAGUUGUAAAUGAAUCGGAUAUGCUCAUUAUUGAAGCAAAAUCUGUUGAAGACAUAGCCUUGGCUUUUAGACAGCAUUCAGAAAGCACAGGCAAUGAUAACCUAGAACCAAUUGAAACAAAAUGUAAUACUCAGGAACCUGUAAAUCAUGAAGUUGGAGAGGUUAAUUUACAGGAUCCAGAGAAUCUAGUUGCAAAUGAGAUGCAAUCGGAUAUGUUCAUUAUUGAAGCAAAAUCUGUUGAGGACAUAGCCUCGGCUUUUAGACAGCAUUCAGAAAGUACAAGCAAUAUGGAAACUGCAGAUAAUUCUCAGGAACCCAUUGACCACGAAGUAGGAGUGGACAAUUUCCAGGUUCUUGAGCAUCUAUACACAAAUGAGAUACAAUCUGAUAUGCUUGUUAUUGAAGCAAAGUCUGUGGAAGACAUAGCUUCUGCUGUUAGACAGCAUUUAGAUGGAUCUGUAGAAGCUAAUGCAACUGAAAGGGAGUUGGAAAAUAAGGUUCUUGAGGUACAGCUAAUGAGGGAGACUGGUUUUGGUUCCAAGAAAGCUACAGCAACGAAAACUAGCUCAAUCAUAGAUGGUGAAAAUACAAGAGCUGAAAUAGCAAUGGGAAGGGAAUCAGAUGAGGUUCUUGAGGUACAGUCGAGGGAUGAAAUUGGCUUUGCUUUAGCUAAGGAAACUAGCUCAAAUGCUGAUGAUAAAAUAUAGGUGCAGAAACGGUAGAGGAUAUUUCUGGGUCAAAUGCUUGUUAGUUUCAGAAAGUAAGGAAAAUUGUGAAUUGCUGUUCUGUCUUCAGUUCAAGUUCCAAGGAUUGUGAAGAAGGUAUCACAUAAGAAGAACAAGGUUAUGAAUAUUGUUUUUGGUUUGUUUCUCAUCUCAGGGUGUGCAAAUUUUCUUCACACAACUGGUUAUAUGAACUUUCAGGUAGAAACUCAGGCAUUCUCAUCAAGACGUUUCUCCAGUCCUUGAGAUUUUGGUGCAGUUUCUUAUUUGGUAGUGCAUUGUCUUAUUCUUCUGGUAACCUUUUUUGUGUGUAAAUUUUUGUUUUUGCAAUGUAAUUUUUCUCUUCCCAAAUAGGUUUGUAUUUUAACAGUUUGUUACCUGAUAACAAUCUUAUUCGCGUCUGUUUUUUGACCUUUUUCCAAGUCCGGCUAUCUGCUGGGCUAGGCAGUGUAUGUAUUGUUUAAAAUGAAUUACAAGUUUUCCAACCAUCCAUUUCAUGACCAUGGAUGUGAUUUUAUACAGUAUAAGUGGCUUCCA